Eurytemora carolleeae is the source of this 1890-nucleotide messenger RNA. It is a transcript of the gene CCT8, whose product is annotated as T-complex protein 1 subunit theta. Gene Ontology annotation, biological process: protein folding. Lineage: Eukaryota; Metazoa; Arthropoda; Copepoda; Calanoida; Temoridae. The record is from RefSeq and is a predicted model, not a curated record. The coding region runs from base 119 to 1762 and encodes 547 amino acids. The transcript is spliced from 12 exons. Gene Ontology annotation, cellular component: chaperonin-containing T-complex. Gene Ontology annotation, molecular function: ATP hydrolysis activity; ATP binding; ATP-dependent protein folding chaperone.
AAAUAUCUGAAUAUCUUGAUCAUACAUUCUUCGGCAUGAUUCAAAGAAUUCAAUGGGAGUUUUCGUUCAGCUUUGUGAUAACUAGGUUUUUUCUAUAGAAUAUACAAAGAACUGGACAAUGGCUAUGCACGUACCCCGCGCUCCUGGUUUCUCCUCCAUGAUGAAGGAUGGAGCCAGGUUCUUCUCUGGACUGGAAGAAGCUGUGAUAAGAAAUAUUGGCGCUUGCAAGGAAUUUGCAGAAACAGUGCAGACCUGUUAUGGACCCAACGGGAUGAAUAAGAUGGUGAUCAAUCAUCUGGAGAAGUUGUUUGUCACAAACGAUGCUGCCACAAUUAUCAGGGAAUUGGAGGUUGAGCACCCCGCCGCCAAGAUGGUUAUCCUCGGUUCCCAGAUGCAGGAGAACGAGGUCGGAGAUGCCACAAACUUUGUCAUUAUUUUGGCCGGUCAACUCUUAAAGGAGUCAGAAGAUCUGAUAAGGAUGGGUUUGAAACCCACCGAGGUUGCUGAUGGAUAUGAGAGAGCUCUAGAGAAAGCUCUGGAGGUUCUGGAGACCCUGGCUUGUGCCGAGGUUAAGAAUACCAAGGACCACAAGGAGGUUGAGAAGGCUAUUAGAUCUGCAGUUAUGUCCAAACAGUACGGAAGCGAAGACUAUUUGGCAGAUCUUAUCACAAAGGCUUGUAUCUCUAUACUCCCUGAGAAGACGACCUUCAAUGUGGACAAUGUAAGAAUCUGCAAGAUUGUUGGAGGAGGUCUCCUUAGCUCAACAGUCGUACAGGGAAUGGUUUUCAGAAGAGUCGUAGAAUCUACAGUUACCAAAAAAGAGAAUUGCAAAGUUGCUGUUUACACUUGCCCCGUAGACGCUCUACAGACCGAGACCAAGGGAACUGUUCUGAUCAAGACCGCUGAGGAGCUCACCAACUUUAGCAGGGGGGAGGAGUCACAGCUGGAGAACCAGAUCAAGGCCAUCGCUGACGCCGGUGUCGGAGUUAUUGUCUCCGGAGGCAAGAUUGGAGAUAUGGCUAUGCAUUACAUUAACAAAUACGGAAUGAUGGCUGUUAGACUUAUGUCCAAGUGGGAUAUCAGAAGACUCGCAAGAGCUACAGGAGCAACUGCUCUACCAAGGAUGACUGCCCCUACUGCUGAGGAACUAGGUAUGGCAGAGUCUGUUCAGAUCGAUGAACUUGGAGAUACUGAGAUUGUUGUCUUCAGGGUUGGAACUAAAGAAUCCCGAGUUGUAACAGUUGUUGUCCGAGGCUCUACAGACAAUUAUAUGGAUGAUAUUGAGAGAGCUAUCGAUGAUGGAGUUAACGUCUUCAAGGGAUUGUGUAAAGAUGGAAGAUUAACUGCUGGUGGAGGAGCUACUGAGAUAGAACUAGCUCAACAGCUGGCUGCUUGGGGAGAAACCCAUCCUGGACUUGAACAGUACAGUAUUGGAAAGUUUGCUCAAGCUCUUGAAGUUAUUCCCCGAGUCCUGGCAGAGAACAGCGGAGUUAAACCUAAAGAAGUAAUCAGUAAACUCUACGCAGCUCACAGCGAGGGAAAGAAAAAUGUCGGGUUCGACAUCGAAGGAGAGAGCGGAGAUGUCAAGGAUUGUGCUGAGAGCGGUGUGUUUGACCUCCUUCUUGCCAAGAAAUGGGCCUUGAAAUACGCCACCAGCGCCGCAUGCACUGUUCUAAGAGUGGACCAGAUUAUUAUGGCGAAACGUGCCGGUGGACCCAAACCAAGAGAUACCUCCGGACCCAUGGACCAGGAUGAUGAUUAAACACGAACAGAUCUCAACAAUCCGAGUAUUCAUUCCGUGAGUCUAAAGUCCAGUUUAAAUGUAUUGCGCUAAUUAAUCACUAACUUGAGAAGCCUUGCUCCUAAAUACACCUUGUAUAAUGCUCUAAA